Molecule: messenger RNA, 2259 nt
Organism: Bombus terrestris (buff-tailed bumblebee)
Lineage: Eukaryota; Metazoa; Arthropoda; Insecta; Hymenoptera; Apidae
Product: zinc finger HIT domain-containing protein 3
Exons: 2
Coding region: 186-593 (135 amino acids)
Molecular function (GO): protein binding
Source: RefSeq, a predicted model, not a curated record
CGACAUAUUUUAAAUAUAUUAUUUAACUUAUCAUUCGUGUUUCGUCACAUGUCAGUUUUUGUCUGUCACACGGUCAAAAGUAAACAAUCACAAACGGUAGAUGCAUAAAGUGCGUAAUCAGAAAUUAAUUUAAAUGAUAUAUUUAAUUGUUUAAAACUGUGUGAUGUACCGGUGUGGUUACCAUCAUGGCAAAUAUUUGUUGUAUAUGCGGGAAAACGAAAUGUUCGUAUAAAUGUCCUGUAUGUGAAGAAGCUUAUUGUUCCAUAGGUUGCUGUAAGGCGCAUAAACAAAAUAAUUGUCAGCCACCAAAGUCUCAGGAGAACAAAGUUAUAGAAGAUACGAAGAAUAAAAUUAAUUAUGAUUUCCCAACAGAAGACACAGUUCCCAUUGAAAAAUUGAACCAGUUACGUCAUAGCGAAGAAUUGAAGAACUGCUUAAAGAAUCCGCAUGUACGAAAUAUAAUGCGUGGAAUCUUAACAGAUAAGAAUCCAACAAGUGCUAUCGCUUCAGCUAUGACUGAACCAAUAUUCGUAGAAAUGGCAGAUGCUUGUUUGAAAGUUGUCGAACCUGAAGUUAAUGACGAAUUAUGUUAAUAUAUAUAGAUCUAUAUCGCAUUAGAACACGUACAAGGAAAUUACAAUAAAAUAUUUCUAUAUAUUUAUACUUCUCCUUCGUAUCUAUAUAAUCGGUAAUAUAUUUUCUUUAGCUUAAAUAGCAUUAUAGUUAAUCAAAUGAAUUUUUAAAUUGUUAUAAAUAGAUAUAAAAUAACAAAUGUUAUAUUAAAUGUUAUAAAUGUUAUAUUUUGUAUAAAAACAUUUAUUAAAAAAUCAAUGUAAAACUUGCAUUAAACAUAAAAUGAUAAUAACUGAUGUAUGCUCAUAUAAUGGUGGCAAUAUGUAGACUUCAGGGAUGGUAGCAUUUUCAUAAAGAUGAAGAUUACAUAUUAAAAGAGAAACAAACAAGCAAAUAAUUUUGAUACAAUGUUUACAUAUAGAUAAAUAACAAAUUGUUCUCUUUAAAAAGUGAUUAACAAAAAUAGCAAAAUACUAAAAGAUAUGAUAAUCAAAGCCUUGAAUGAAAGGAAUAGUGAAGCGAUAUAUAGUCUUCGAGAUCUGUCGGUAUUUCUGUUCCGUCCAAUUCCUUUUGAAGAAAAUGAUAUCUUUUUCGAACAUGAUAAGCUGCCAUUUUUGGUUGUCUAUCUCUUGUAAAUACACCUUUCUUGUUGCCACCUACUCGAAUGAAUGCUAUAAACAUACAUUUAUUAUUAACUAUUAGUGUUUGUAUUAAUUAAUAGCUUUAAUUGUUUUUUUUCUUCUCGAUACUUUUGCUUACUUUGAGCUGUUCGAAAGUCGGCAAAAUUCCAAAUAAAUUCCCCAAUAAAAAAUCCUUCGUUUCUUAGUUGAUCAAAGGCUUCAAAAUGUUUAGAUAAUACUUCUUUCUGAUACUCUUCGCUCCAUAUAUAUUCAGGCAACUGGAAAAUAACGAACAGUGUUAAUAAAUUUGAACUACAGUCCAAAGAAGUUCUUUUAAUUAAGAUUUAAAAGAUUUUAUCUAUACUAAAGUAGUUGUUAACAAUUUAUAGAUUGCAGCAAUACAUAUAUAGAUUCAAAAUGAUAUUUUAUUCCUAGUGAAAUGUUUCCUAAUAUUUAAUACGAAACGUAUCAGCAAAAGGAUUAACACUAAACUCAACUAAUUAAAUAUGAAUGAAAGAUGUAAUUAGAUCUUGUAAUUAGCUGAAAGACAAUAAAAUAUCGUCGACAUUAAUAUUAAUAUAUAUGUAUAUAUUGACAAUUACUUCUGAUGUUUAAGUCAUAAGUUUGCAACGCGGAAAAUCCUAAAGCAUAAAAAAAAUUAAAAGAUGCUACUGUUUUUUAUUUGGUUUGAAUUCCAUGUAAUUACUGGAUAACUUACCUCGUGUAAUCCAGGCAUAGUAUCAGCUCCAUACUCGGACAUAAGCACAGGCUUAUUAUAUUUUCUGUGCCACGCUUCAGCCUCUUCUAUAACUCUGGUCGUUAUUGUAUCGAGCCGACCUGGGUUAUUAUACCAAGCGUUAUAACGAUUAAAGCUAAUUACAUCCAGGUAUUCGCCUGCUUUGUCUUCCUACAAAAUAAUCAUGUGAUUUUUAUUAAAGAUUCGAGUCAAAUGUAUUAAUUUUUGUAAAUUAACGCAUGUAUUUGGAUAUCGAAGAAAAAUUCGUUUAGUUAUGCCACAAAUGUACAUAACACUUUUUCCAAGAAUAAAGUAUUAACAUUUCAAACU